Equus caballus (horse) is the source of this 973-nucleotide messenger RNA. It is a transcript of the gene NAXE, whose product is annotated as NAD(P)HX epimerase. NCBI's taxonomy places the organism in Eukaryota, Metazoa, Chordata, Mammalia, Perissodactyla, Equidae. Gene Ontology annotation, cellular component: mitochondrion. The record is from RefSeq and is a predicted model, not a curated record. Gene Ontology annotation, molecular function: NAD(P)HX epimerase activity.
CAUGCGCUAGGGCGGGAGGCCGGGUCGGGGGCGCGCGCUCUGCGAGCUGGAUGUCCGGGCUGCGGACGCUGCUGGGGCUCGGGCUGCUGGUUGCGGGCUCGCGCCUGUCGCGCGUCAGAGUCCAGGCCGGCGUCUGUCGCACGGGACCCACGUGGUGGGAGCCGCGGCGCCUGAGCUCGGGCGGCCGCGGGGACGCAGGGAUCAUGGCGAGCACGGGGGUGAAGUACCUGAGCCAGGAGGAGGCCCAGGCCGUGGACGAGGAGCUUUUUAACGAGUACCAGUUCAGCGUGGACCAACUGAUGGAGCUGGCUGGGCUGAGCUGCGCCACAGCCAUUGCCAAGGCCUAUCCCCCAACGUCCAUGUCCAGGAGCCCCCCUACUGUCCUGGUCGUCUGUGGCCCCGGGAAUAAUGGAGGAGAUGGCCUGGUCUGUGCCCGACACCUCAAACUCUUUGGCUACCAGCCAACCAUCUAUUACCCCAAAAGGCCUAACAAGCCACUCUUCACUGCACUGGUGACCCAGUGUCAGAAAAUGGACAUCCCUUUCCUUGGUGAAAUGCCCCCAGAGUCCAUGCUGAUUGAUGAACUCUAUGAGCUGGUCGUAGAUGCCAUUUUUGGCUUCAGCUUCAAGGGUGACGUUCGGGAGCCAUUUCGCAGCAUCCUGAGUGUCCUGAAUGGACUCACUGUGCCCAUUGCCAGCAUCGACAUUCCCUCAGGCUGGGAUGUGGAGAAAGGAAACUCUGGAGGGAUCCAGCCAGAUUUGCUCAUCUCCCUGACAGCACCCAAAAAGUCUGCAACCCACUUUACUGGUCGCUACCACUACCUGGGGGGUCGUUUCGUGCCACCUGCUCUGGAAAAGAAGUACCAGCUGAAUCUGCCACCCUACCCUGACACUGAGUGUGUCUAUCGUCUGCAAUGAGGGAAGGUGGGUGGGCAUUCUUCCCAAUAAAGACUUAGUGCCUCUCUCUCCCAGAA